Messenger RNA from Diatraea saccharalis (sugarcane borer), 645 nucleotides. Lineage: Eukaryota; Metazoa; Arthropoda; Insecta; Lepidoptera; Crambidae. The record is from the annotation of a GenBank genome assembly.
AUGGAAAUCGCGCCCGAGGGAAAAAACUUUCGAUUGGUAACCGAAGAAGAACUCCCAGCUGUGGCCGAUUUCUUAGUGCAGUAUAUGCCUGAAUCUCUAAAGCCAAAUAGCCAUCCAUACGAGAGCGUGUCGGUGUUCUGUCCCUCAGAGCGCGCGGAACUCGUAGACCUUGUGACCUCCGAGGACGUCCUGAUCGACCUUACCCAACCAUUGUACCUGAACUUCACACACGAGGCGAUCGUGAACCGAUUCGAGAAGCACUAUGAAGCACACGACAAAAUCACCGGAGAUGUAUACGUCUGUGAUAAUCCUCCUACGGAGGCCACCACUGAUGGGUGAGAGUCAACUCUUGGGAGAUUUUUAUUCUUUUAUCUAAAAAUGAUUACUAUUUUUUUUUUGUCUGUCGGUCAGUAAGAUUAUUAAGGUAUAACACCGACUUAUUUCUUUUUUCCGUUAUCAAUAAAUUAGGGCUAUAUAUUGAGCAAAAAUGUCACAUGACGUCACGGUUUUUGCCAUUUUACCUCUACAAAGCUGUGAACUCCGCGGUGAACUCCUUAACUUUAACUUUAAUACUUUAAUUAACUAAUCUAUUGUAAUGUAUCAUCCUGAUUUUGUUUAUUCAUAAUAUUUAAGCUUAUUUCAUAA